Molecule: messenger RNA, 37279 nt
Organism: Pocillopora meandrina
Lineage: Eukaryota; Metazoa; Cnidaria; Anthozoa; Scleractinia; Pocilloporidae
Source: the annotation of a GenBank genome assembly
AUGUAUAUGGUGUUCAUUAUAUGAUGUACAGCAUAUUCGCGGCAUUAUUUCUCUUACUGUUCCUGGUUAAUUUUUUUUUAACAUGUGAUCUGUGCCUUUUUCGCCUUCUCCAAAACAAAACCGUCGCCACAAAACAAUUCUCUCGUCAACAUGAGAAUGAAAUUAUUUGAUCAGUCAAACAAAUUUGCCAUAAUUUUUAGACAACAACCAUUCCUUCCUCUUAAACAAAUAAAAUAUAAAAACCAAAAUUAAAAAAUAACCAAAAAAAAUUGAUCAAAGGAAAGUUUAACUUAGUACACUUUAGAAGGCUUCGAAAAAAGACGUAGAAGUAAAAUUGUUAAAUACCUUGGAAUACCAAGUAACUGACUAAAAUAAUUGUACCCUCUUACAGAGAAGCCCUCUACCAAACUGCAGCCGGAAACUGUUACCAUCAAGGAAGGAGAAAAUGUCACGUUAUUUUGUAACUCUUCUGGAAGCUCUCUAACAAUAACGUGGAAAUUCAACGAAUCUGAUGUAACCACCUCAGGGGAUUCAAGGAUCAGUUUUUCACAUGACAAUCGACAUUUGAUUAUAACGAACGUGAGCAGGGUAAACAAAGGAGAAUACAAAUGUGUCGCGAGCAACAAGGUUGGAAACGACACAUCUAAUGCUGCCUUUGUGUCUGUUGAAUGUAAGUACAGAGCAAACGUAACAGGCCGUUUCAACUUGUUGGCAGCCUUGAAGUUUCUGUUUUCCUGCUGGGCUAGGCUUAAGAUGAUAGUGGACAAAAAUUGCAUUCUUAAGUUGACAUACUUAUACAGUCUACUAAAUUAACAAGUAUUCACCGAAGUGGAGGUGGGGAGUGGCGGAUAUUUACCAAACUGCGAAGCGGCGAGCCGGUUAAUAUCCACCUCUGGCCGCCGACGCUGAGGUGAAUAUAUGUAUUUCUUUUCGGAUAUACUAAAACAGUGCGAUAAUAUGACACAAAAAGAUGAUUUUAACUCAUCUAUUCCUUUUAUUAUUACAAUAUUCUCAGACAGAAAUCCCGCGCUCGUUGCUCGGAGGUGAUUAGAAAAGGAUAUUCGGAGAUUCAAAAGCCAAUCAGCGCAUGCCUUCAACGCUGUCUACCGAUAUAGUAUUAUACUAAUGUGGAUUAUUGAUAUAAACAAUUUUGUAAUCGUUUUAAUUCAAAUCGAUUUUUUAAUCCCUGCUGUUCUUUUACAGUUAUCAAACAGAAUAACUAUCAUUCAAAUCAGUGUUGCAGGGUUACGGAAAGACAAACGGCAAUUCUUGCAGUAUUUUGCGAAAUGUGUAUUGUUUUGCAGUGAAUUAGUUUUGAUUUUUUCAUCUUCAUAUCACUAGUUGGACCUGAAAUCUCCGAACCUCCAACUAGUCGCACAAAUGAGGAAGGACAUACCGUUGAGUUCAGUUGCGAAGUAGCAGGAUACCCUACACCUGAUGUCACUUGGACAAAGAAUGGAGUGGAAUUGAAUUUGACAAGAGAUGUGCGACUUAAUGUAUCUUCCAAUAAUGGAAACCACCAUUUGACUAUAUCAAAUGUUCAACAAUUGGAUGCAGGACAAUACAGAUGUGUUGCUAAAAACAGUUUGGAUACCGCGACUUCAUCCCCAGCGACCCUAUCAGUACAAUGUGAGUGUCAAAGUAGUUUAUCUUUGUAACGUUCUAGUGUUCACUACUGUUUUAUUCCAGUUUCUUUCAGCGUCGAUCACAAAUUCUAUAUAUCGAUGUUAUUGACAAAGCCAAUGAUGCUAUACUUGAAGUUCCUCAAUGGAUUAAAUAUAUGUGCUGGGCAUUGAAGGGAACAGCGUCAAAUUUGUUUUCGAUUUUUUAGCUUCUUCUUCUCAAAUUUUUGACUUGCGGUUUCUGUUAUCAAAGGGUCCUAGGUAAGUUCUCGUUUUACAAUAAUCUCCGUUAACUUCAAUAUGAUCUUAUUACUAAAGAACAGUUUCUAUGUCGUAUUAUUGAAUUCUAGUUGCGCCAGAAGUCACAAUCAUUGGAGAUCAAAAACGGUAUUUAGCCAACGGCACUGAUCUAUUGCUGACAUGCCAAUUCAAAGCCUUGCCUACCGUUUCUGAAGUGCAGUGGGUAAAAGAUGGGAUUGUAAUUGCAUCAACCCUUGCUACGCCUUUGAAUGGGUCACGUGAGCCUAUUUCACACCAAAAUGGAAGCCAAGCUCAGCUGUCGAUCAUCGCAGUUUCCUUGGAAAAUGCUGGAAAUUACACCUGCAAUGUUACAAAUAAUGUUGGUAGCUCUUUGGACUGGACAUCGAUUGUCAUUCAAGGUAUGUUGCCAUGUAAAUAAACUUGAACAUGAAAACAUUUUUUCCUUUCCUGUAAAAAUUGCUCAGCCGUAUUUAUCUCAUUCAGGAUCUUCUUGCUGUGUUUUGUAAUUGUUUGUUUGUUUGUUUUUGGUUUGUUUAUUUAUUUUUUGGCCAAAGGUGACCAAAAUCAAAAGUUCGGUGUGAAGUUGAAGGAAUGUUUUAUAGUCCAAGAUCAAUCUUUUAAAAAGCGUGUGGCCAAAAUUUGACUCAUGAAAUGUCACACAUUGAAAGACCGAUCUGUGCGUCAGUCCUCUAAGACCUUAAGGUACCUCGAGAGACUCAAUGGAGUCCUGGCUUUUACGGCUAAAGGUUAAACUUUUGGUCAAUUUCGGUCACUAAUUAAAAUUUUUCAAUUUUUACGCCAGAGGGCAAAUGUUAUCGGGCGUCACUGGUUUACUCCAUUGAGACCCUCUACUUCUCACGCGUCGCAAGUAACAUGAUUGGCCGAAAAUUUUUAUUCUGAAGUAAAUAAGGAAAUAAAUUACCAACAUCAUUGGGAAAUUCCAUGCAUGUUUAGACGCCAACGUUCGUCUAGUCAGGGGAGGGGUGAAAAUCUAGUCCUAAAAUGCAAUAACCGGCUUAGGGGACGCCUGGGAGAGCAAAUUUGUAACAUGCAAAACUGCUGUAGAGCUGAGGAGAUUUUUCAUUUAUGUAUGAGCUCUUUGCAUUCUGCAGUGACGCCUUCUAUAGAGCAGGACCCAAAAGCCAGUCCGAUCAAAGAGGGAGAAAACUUGACUCUAUUUUGCAGCGCUUCUGGAAGCUCUUUGAGGAUAUCAUGGGAAAAAAAUGGAUCUGAUGUAAAUUCCAGCGAGGAUUCGAGAAUCCUUUUGUCAAGAGAAAACGUACAGCUGACAAUAGUUAAUGUGAGAAAAACAGACAGGGGAGCCUACCAGUGUGUGGCGAACAACGAGGUUGGAGUUGCUACCUCCAAUGCUGCCAUAGUAAAUGUUCAAUGUGAGUACAAUUAUGGUUUAACGAGUUGUUGCGAAAUGUCAAUUUACUGAAAACAUAUGUUUGGCCUGAGAAGCGGCAAAUAUAUUUGAUAUGUAUUUAAUAUGUAUAUGUGUAUAUGUAAAUAUUUAACCUUCAAGGGUGAUUGACCUUUUUGGGCAAAUCUUUCUUUACUUUGACUUUAAUGUGCCACAGCAGAGUUCUUUCAAAUCGAACAAGCAACUGAUUGUCAUGAGGAUUUUUUACUCUCAUUUUGCAUGAUGCUUAGUUUUCCAGAGGUUGGGGUACUGUAUAAGCAUUUCGGGCUUAUGGAUUCGAAUCUUUUUAACGCCCAAUUUUUACGCCCGAUAUUUUUGCAACUGCCAACUUAGACUGAAUAAAUGGCAACGGUUGUUACUUUAUCGGAACGAAAUAAUCCUUAAAGCAAAAUUGCAAACUAUUUGUUGUUUUGUUAGUUUAGAAAAAACAAUCACUAUUGUUGAUGAUUGCAGACCUGUUUAUAUAGGCGUUGAUGUUUUGAGUGUUGAAGGAAAAAGGUUGAUUUUGUGUUGUUCACUUAGCUUUAACUUAGAUCACAGCUGCAUAGUUAUGGAAGUACACUAUCCGUGAUUUAGUGACAAGUGGUGCAAUAUUUUGUGAAUACGUUUAAUAUUACAGUGACUUGCAAUUCUUAUGCGUUUAUUUAUUUAUUUUGUUAUGCCUUUUUUAUAUAUCAGUUGGGCCUGAAAUCUCCGAACCUCCAAUUGAUAACACGAAAAUGGAAGGACAGACUAUUGUAUUCAGUUGCUUGGUGGCUGGAUACCCUACACCUUCGGUUGCUUGGACAAAGAAUGGCGUCGAAUUAAAUGUAACAGCAAAUUUACGACUAAGUGUCUCUUCCAAGGACGGAAAUCACACUUUGAAAAUAACAGAUGUUCAAAAGUCAGAUGCAGGACAAUAUAGAUGUGUCGCUAAAAACAGUUUGCAGACCUCAGAGUCAUCUCCCUUGACUCUUACAGUGCAAUGUGAGUCUAACAGUAGUUUAUCUUUGAAGUAUUGGAGUACUGAAUGUUUAAUUGUGUCUUUUGCGCGGUUGUCCUCAAAUAACAUAUUAUACAGGUUUUUUUAAAGCCAGUCAACCUCUGGUGGUACAUUGCUAAGGAUUUUAAAACGGACCAAAAUGAGUUGACAUCUGGGUGAUAAUUGAUCGUGCGAGUCUUCCUCAGUCGCCUUCAGCUCACAUAUCCUCUUUUCCUCCUUCUCAGUUCAUCUGUUUAUAAAGGACGUAGGCAAGAUACUGUUAUUUCGCAUCUAAUUCUAACUGUAAAAUUGAGUAUUAAGGAAAAGUGGUUUUACAACAUUUUCUUAAAUUUCAGUUGCACCAGAGGUGACAAUUGACGGAGAUCGAAUACAUUAUGUAGCCAACAGCACAAAUUUACUGCUUACGUGCAGGUUUAACGCCUUGCCUCCCGCGUCUGAAGUGCAGUGGCUAAAUAAUGGGAACAUGAUUGCAUCAACCCUCACUGUUCCCUCAAAUGGGCCAAGAGCGACUAUUCCACAUCAUAAUGAAAGCCAAGCUCAGUUGUUAAUCACCACAAUUUCCCUAGAAGAUGCUGGAAAUUAUACUUGUAAUGUCACAAAUGUUGGUGGUAGUUCCUUGAAUUGGACAUCGAUUACUGUUCAAGGUAUGUUCUGUUACGAAUGGACACAAAAAUACAAUUUCCCAAAGCAAUCACUCGGCGUUAAUUAUCUCAUUUAGGAUCAAAAAUCACCUAUCCACUGAAGAGAUUUGCAUUAUUUGUUUAUUCGUUGGUUGGUUUGUUUGUUUUUGCUGGAUUUUGUUUUUGCUUUGGUAUUUGUUUUCGGUUUUCUUGGUCGUUAAGGACCGAGACGAAGAGCUCGAUCUUUAAGGUCAAGGAGCCUUUGAGUUGUGUAAAAAUCAUAUUUUUUGCAAUCCCUCUGACCUCAAUCUGACUCAGAAAAUAACAUGUAUCGAGUCUUCCUGGCAAACCCUCUGUAAAAUGUCGUACUAAUGUUAAAAUAGUGGCAUCGUCAUUAUUGGUUUAGUCUCUGGCGAAAAGAUAUAGUGCUUUACAUUCCUACAUUUUGGACUCCAACUGGUGCCUAGUUAUGUGGGUUGGAACCGGCUCGAGAAAAUUUAUAUAACCUGUUUGGAUACGGAAAAAAACGAAUAAUAGAUAAACUUCAUAAGUUUAAAAUACUUGUUUGCAUUUCUACAGUGACGCCUGCCAUUGAGACGCACCCACAAGCUGAUCUGGUCAAAGAAGGAGAGAACUUGACUCUCUUUUGCAACGCUACAGGAAGCUCUUUGACAAUAUCAUGGACGAAAAAUGGAUCUGCUAUAAAUCCAGAUAAGGAUGUAUGGAUGCGUUUGUCAACAGACAACGAGCAGCUGGCAAUAACGAACGUGAGCAGAAAAGACAACGGAGCAUACCGGUGUGUGGCGAGCAACAAUGUUGGGGAUGCUACCUCCAAUGCCGCCAUAGUGACUGUUCGAUGUGAGUUUAACUAUGCUUUACGAUACGACUUAGAUAUAAAUUGUUGUGUAUUUAACAUUCAUCUUUGGUAAAAAAUUUUUAAGGAACGUCGGUUUCAUUUGUUUUCUUAUUUGAUACAGUGCUCUAACCAACAGGUCGCACUACAUCUUGUAAAUUAUGUCUGAUUUUGUAAAGACUCAUAAUUUAAUUUUUAUUAUUUAUAUUUACAGUUGCUCCUGAAAUCUCUCAAUCUCCACGUGAUACCACGGAAGUGGAAGGACAAACUGCUGUGUUCAAUUGCAUAGUAGCAGGAUACCCUACACCUGAUGCUGCUUGGACAAAGAAUGAAGCGGAAUUGAAUGUGGCUGCAGAUGCGCGACUUAAUAUAUCUUUCAAUGAUGGAAACCACCAAUUGACUAUAUCAAAUGUCCAGCAAUUAGAUGCAGGUCAAUACAGAUGUGUGGCUAAUAACAGUUUGGAUACUGUGACUUCAUCUCCAGCGACCCUAACAGUGCAUUGUAAGUCUAAGAGAUAUUUCAGUGAAGCUUGCGAGUGUUGAAUCUUCCUUUAUUUGUUUUGUUUUGUUUAAUUGAGCCGUACCCUCUUCCGCAAGGUGAAACGGAAGUGUCUAAGAAAACUGACACUAAUCGCGUUCUAUGGCGUCAUUAUAAUCUAUGCAAAAUGGUGUAACUUGUUAUUAUUUUUUACGUGCUAGCGAGAAAGGUAAUCGAAGUAAACAACAAUUCAAAUGAAUUCAUUUUCCAUAGUUUCGGGCAAAUUUGCAAUUCAGUGUCCGCCUUCAAUUAUAUACUUAGCUUUAAGGAUAUAGAAAAAUAUUCGGGGAUAUUGGGUGUAGAGUAAGAACAGGACGUUGUUUGAUUGGCAUCGUGCUUACGAAACCAGAUUUUAAUGUUUAAGCGGUUUUUCAGUGCCACGGUCGUCUAAGAAAGUUGGAUCAUUGCCGCAGAAUCUCAAGGUUUUACGGAUUUCUUUAAAAGAUAGCUACGCUGCACGUGUGAAAAAAAGAGCGACUCUUUUCUCAGUAGAAAAAAAUCGCUGGAAGAAACAACUAGUUUUAAUUUAUUAGCUUCGCAGCACCGUUCGCAAAGAGACCGAAAGUUGAAGGCGGACAAUCCUCUUGGCGCAAGACCAUUGAGAUAGAGCACCUGGUCUUCCAUGAGAGCUUUAACGGGCGGCACAAUAAAUGUAGUGAACGGUUUCUUAUAGAGAAGAGAGGCGAUCGAUAUCUGGCGCGGCUUGAUAUAUUGAAGAUUUUCCAUAGCCAAUUAGAAACGAAACGGAGACGUCGUAAUCUUCAAAAAACACAUCUAUGGUUGUCUGCUGUUCUUCUUGAAAUGUCUCUAUCUCAAAAGUCGCGGAAACUGGUCUUCAAACCUCGUCGUAGGUCUCCCUUAUUCGUAAAGUCGACCGUGAAAGCACUCUAAUCACCAGUUAUGAUAAUUUUGAAAGAAAACCACCAACUCUAGCCAUUCAGAAUUCAAGAAAGAAUCGACAAAAAAAGGUUUACUAAUUAAAAGCCAUUAUAUGUUUUCUUGCACAAGAAUGACAUCAUAGAACAAGUUUAGUGUCAGGUUUUCGUAGACGUUCCCACGCUUCCAUUUCACAAUCUCGGGGGAAGGGGGGGUGUGAAGGGUAUGGUUACACGCAGGCUACCAUAAGUACUUUAGAUCAUUCUUUUACAGACCUUACUAAUUUCUGUGGUAUGCGAAUAUGCUCUGGAUUUGACUUUCACUACUUAGCGACUUAAUUCAAACUGUUAAAUAGUACCUCGAUGGAUGAAUGUUUAUGUCUGCCAUUGGCACACCAUUUCGUCACCACCACCCCCCUCUCUGACGAUUUAUCCCCACUCCGUCACCUGAACCCACCAAACCCCCCACAUAAAAAAUCCCACCCAUCCCCAUCAGACCCCUCACCAACUCAUCACCACCACAUUAAAUUAUCCCAAACUUGAGGUGGCUCCAAAGAUCCCCAAACCUCCAUCACUUAUUUUUGUCAAAGCAUUGCAAAAAGAGCGAUUGGAGGAAUUAUGAACUAUGGGUGGGUUUACAUGCUGGAAAUGGAGCUUCGCUAUUAGUGGGAAUAUGGUGAAGAGAAAACAAGAAUGACUUAGUUGAAUGAAAAGCGCUCGUUGAUACCGCAUGGAUUAAGAGUGCCGAUUUGAAAGAUGAUUUUUAUUCUAGAGUUUUGCGGCUUAUUGAACUGCCUGUAGUUGGGGAAAGGCCGCAAACUGCCACACCUUCUUCACAGUUCUCAGACUUUGUCGUUUAUGUAGUGACGACUCUGAUUUCUCCGAAUAAUCAGAGACAAUGUGCCAAUUUUUGAUCGAUAAACGUGGUUAUUCUGUUUCUGUCAUUCAAACAGGCCACCACUGCGCCUAACAAAUUGAUCGACAGUCAGCACUACAAACGGCUGCGAAGGAAAAUACUGAUCGCAUCCCAUUCACUCUCACAUUUCACCCUCACAACCAAGCAGUUAAAUCUAUCAUUCUUUAAAAACUUUAAAUUACUAAUUCGCUAAAUUACUCAUUCGCUAAUUUCAUUCAAACGUGACAAAAACGGCAUAGGCAACUUUUUGGUCAGAGGUUCAUUUCAAACCAAUGACCAACCUGGUGCAAAACUUGUCCGCGCCGUAGAAUGAAAUGACGAGGACGUAUCCGAAGCAAUCGCUAGACACUUAAAUCUCCCUUAUCAUUCUAAACAGCAUAUGGCGGUUUGCGGCCUUUCUCCGCAUCUAGACAGUUCGGGAAGCCGCAAAACACUAGAAUAAAUUUUUAUCUGUAAAAUCGGCACUGUUAAUCCCCACGGUAUCAAAGAGCACCUUUCAUUGAACUAAGUUAUUCUUAAACGACUGUGAAUAUAUGAAAGUCAUAUAUUUGAACUGCGGAUAAAGGCGUGAAUAUGCCUUUCUCCGCAUCUAGACAGUUCGGGAAGCCGCAAAACACUAGAAUAAAUUUUUAUCUGUAAAAUCGGCACUGUUAAUCCCCACGGUAUCAAAGAGCACCUUUCAUUGAACUAAGUUAUUCUUAAACGACUGUGAAUAUAUGAAAGUCAUAUAUUUGAACUGCGGAUAAAGGCGUGAAUAUGAAAGCGAUCUUCGCAGUAACGAACACUACUUGAGCAGUGGUGAAAAUAAGGCCUGAAUAGCGUAGCUCCAUUUUCAGCAUAUAAACCCACAUACAACUCACAAUUCCUCCAAUCGCCAUACCGAUGUGUCGCUGAAAACAGCUUUAGAAAUAAUACCUCAUAUGCAGCCACACUGGAGGUGCAAUGUAAGCAAAUUGUAUUUUCUAAAAUAUUGAGGAGCUGUAGCUCUCUAACUUCCCGUUGUGCUUUGUGCUUUUCCACAAAAACUAGUGAUUAUUCAGUGCUCUAAACAAAUUGAGAUUGCAUUUUCAUAACCACUGGCAAGUUCCAAGAAAAGAACAUUCUAUUUCAAUUUGUUUAUCGAUGUUUGGAAUCUUUUCCUUCUUGUGCUUGGUUUACCUUUUUGCACGUCAAAUGGUAAAGGCUCGCUCACACAGUUGACUUGCAAGGAGUAUUUGGAGUAUAUUUUGAAUCACGACGGAAAAAUUAAUUAAAUCACUCAUUUUUUUAAGGAUUGAAAUAUCGCUUGAAAGAGCACACAAUAGACAGACGUAAAAGGAAUCGAUUGACGUGAUUUCUAUCGACGAAUGUCUGUUCAUGUACUUUGUUCAUUUUUUAGAAUUUGUAAAGUUUUUCGUUAACCCAGUUAGGCUGCAGGCUUUGAGAUUCCUCAAGAAAUUUAUUGAUACUAGUUUUUGUGUUUACUGUAUAUAUUGCUAAUGUGCAAGUUGUCCACGAGCUUGUAGUUUUCAGAAUUUACUGACCUUACGAAACAUUGGCUUUUGAUAGCUGCCCGAAAUUUACUCGUGAUAUUUCCAUUAAUAUCCCCUCUUGAGAUAUUGAUCAUAUCCGAUUGUAAAACCUCUGACCGCAGACCGCAAAGCUGCUGUUGUCAUAAAGAUAAUUCUGUUUGUUUUCAAAAAGAAUAGCGACUCUUAGAUAUGGAAUGUUUUGUUUGUUUUGCCUAUAGAUAAUAAGAAAGUUAGUCACUGGGAACAUAUUACGAUAACUGCGAACCAAUGUUUACUCUCUCUUUGUUACAGUUUCGACUGAAACAUUUCACCACGUAACUCAAGACGAACGUUUCCAUUUGGGUAACGUGAUAUAGCGAUAAAUUAUUCCACUUGGAGUCUGCGACCUCAGUACAUAAAACUCCCUGACUGUCUGUAAUCAGAAGCAUUCGCCUAUCUUGUGUACUUCGCCGUACAAAUUUCAAAAUCAAGAGAGUCCUAAGUGACUUAGUAUCGUCUCUUUUUAUAUUCUGAGUUACUGAAUAUUAAUGAUCGGCCUUGACCUCAAAAAUUUUGUCGAUUUGAUUGACUCGUCAUGUCUGUCAAUUUGCCUAUAAUCGGUUGCUUGGCAAAUUUGCAUACCAUUGCAUUUAAAUUUGCCCAAAACGAUAAAUUGACUAUGCUCUUUAAACGGAAGGAACACGCGACAGUUUGAUGCUGAAAUGGUUGUUAGAAUAGCUUUCCUUCUUUUAAUUGCUGUACCUCUUACACAUCAAGGUUAGUUGCCCCAGCUAUGGGAGUACAUUCUAGUUUGUCAGUUCAGGCUGUGACACGUCCGUGUCGAAGUGAUAUGCAAACAUACAAGAUCUCUAGAUUUUAGGCCUUACCAGCCAAUCCAGGGCACUUUUUUAAUCUCUUAUAUAUGUAAGUUUAUAAUGCCAGCUCAUUUUCGACCGAUAUCAGUUUCAAUUAACAAGUUUUCCUUGAUUUAUGACAAAACUUCCGGGUGCUCUGUGAGCUUACACUUGUCCCGCGAUUAAGUGAAUUUGUUUUAUGCAAAGACGUGUGUUAAGUUUCCUUUGCGCCUCUGGUUUAUUCGAUUUGCUCUUCAUAAAUCGAAAGACGAUAAUUUGCACUCAAGCAGUGAGCUAAGCGAGAUCGAUUAGUUAAUACGUUUGAAAGGGGCUCGUCUCAGCUUCAGGUUUUCACAUACAUUCGAAUCAUAACAAACAAUUAAUUCGACUUAUGAUAGUUAGGUAUAUUCAAUCUAAAUUCUUAAGCAAAAAGUGGAGUAAAAAUUGAGAAUUGUUAACAAGUUGAAUCAGGCAUAUUUUAUUGUUUGGUGUAACUAGAGCUCAGCUGUUCACGAUUGAAUGACCCCAAGGAAUUUUGAAUUUCAGCUCUUACGGAUGAUGAAGUUUGUCAAUUUUUUUUACCUCAAAGGCUGGCUUUUUCUGUUGAAAACUAUUAUAGGGCAGUUAUUAAGGGUAAGAGAACUUUCCUUAAUGAAUUGGUAAAUCUAAAGUUUCUUUUGGAAAGCUUUGGGAAAAUUGUGCGUGUCGUUUAAAGCGUAACGCACUUUCAGGGCCUUUCGAAAGUCGUGCGUGGUUCAUUCGCCUAUUUUCCUCAUUGAAACAUUCGGUUUUUAAUCUUUACCCAACCUUGCUAUGUUAAGAUUUAGUUUUGAUCAACAAUCGAAAGCCGUAAUUGUAAUUGUCACGACUAGUAAUUAAGAUCUACGGCAAAUUGACUUAUGCCCUGUUCACACCAAUUUAAACAAGUUUCAUUAAACGUAGUUUUUUCAAACAUGGUUUUAUAAAACAUGUGUUGCUCAAGAACCGUUCACACUGCAGACUGGGUUAGGUAUUACGCAGCCUCGUUUUGAUAUUAAUUGUUGCCAACAAAAUUAAAGACGCAAUCAAAAUGGCGGUCAGUUUAAAUCACAAUAUCCUGCUGUUGUUGGCGCAGUCACGGCUAAGGGAAAACCUCAGAAUUACACAAAACCUACAGAGAAACGCAGAGAGACGGUUUAAUCGUUAUGUCCGUCGGAGACGUCUCGUUUCAUCAUUGUUUUUUCGUUUUUUGCUUCGAUUUCUUCUCCAACAUCUUCCUGUUCGCCGUAUUUGGCUAAAAUCCCGGUCGCAGAUAUUUUGGGAAGAGACUUGCCAAGAUUGGGAAGAAAAGGACUGGAAUGAGAAUUUUCGCAUGUCUAAAGAAGCAUUAAAUUGCCUUUGCCGAGAACUUUCGCCACAUAUCUCUAAAAGGGACACUAAUUACAGGAAAGCCAUUACAGUGCGUCAUCGAGUUGCCAUAACAUUAUAUUGGCUUGCGGACACGGCUCACUUUCGAACGAUCGGAAAUCUAUUUGGUGUCGGAAAAUCCACUGUUUGUGGUAUUGUGCGACAGGUAUGCGAGGUGAUAGUGAACGUUCUUCUUCCCAAUUAUAUAAACGUUCCCCAAAAUCAACAUGAAGUCCAAGAAAAAAUUGAAGGUUUUAAAAGUCGCGCGGGCUUUCCCCAGAUUACGCCGUUAUCUAACUACCGGUGGUUGCAGCAGUCUCAUGUAUAAAUGAGAUUUGAAAAGUAAAUUGUCAAUUGUGUAAAUUAAAAUUACUGAUGGCAAACUUUGAUUGUCUGUGGUAUUCUUUGAAACCCCCACAUUUUUUUUGUACAUUUCAAACCCUGGACACCAUCUGAGAACAAUUAAAGAUGCAGUCAUUGCAAGUUUGCCAUUUCACAUGUGAAAUAAACAUUAGCACUGAAAUUAUGCUAAAAAAUUAGGGAGUAGUUUGAAACCCAUGGUGUGACAUAUGCUAAUUUAGCCAUGCAUACUACAUGUUCACAUAAAAUACUAAUUUGAGUGCAAGACUUGCAUCUUCCUCUCUGAGUAUUAGAUGUAGGCAUAAAGAAGGAGGGGGACAAUCUCAGCUUUUCGAUCAAAGUGUUCAGUUCUGUUGUAAAUUUAUCAAGGAGACUUAAAAGACAUCAUUCAUAUGACCCUCUCUCUCUGAACAACUGAUGGAACCUCAGAAACAAAUUUCAUCAAUUUAAAGGUGGAUCAAAACUUUAUUUCAAAUAUUAAAUCAAUUUUUCCAAAAGAUCCUAACCACUGUGCACAAAAAUAUUCAUUUCAGUUUCAUUAAUUUGCCGGAGCAUUUUUUAAAUACUCUGGGCCAGGUCGUUCAAAGGUGGCUUAACUUAACCCAGGGUUAGUGUGAAAUUUGAUUUCAAAUAUGAAAAUUUAAAAAGAAAUCCAUUUUCUUUUUUUUUUUGUCUACAAUUUGAUGAUUAGAUAGUCUAAAAGGAAUAGGGAAAAUUAUCCCAAAAAAGACUCCUGAAUAAAGAAAUGAAGAAGCUGAAUCAAAAUUUAACCCUGGGUUAGUGUUAAUCGGCCUCUCAACAACUAGGCUCUGCCGGAAAAUUAAAAAUAACACUCAAAGGAAAAAAACGAUUUUUAUUUUCUCAAAGAAUAAAAAAGCAUAUUCAAUUGAAGACAACUAUAGAAGACAAUUAGUUCAAGUAAAGCAAAGUUAACCAGAGCAUGUCAACAUCAAUGAUCUAAGCGUUAAUUUCGUUAUAGUUUUCUUUUUUUUCUUGCACCUUCUCCAACGACUGGGAAUCGGCCAUUAGCUUUCGUGAAACAUCGUUCAACUUACAGCAUAAACAAAGCCGAAAACUAAACCAACUGAAACUGUCGCAAGUACGAGCGCAAAUUAAAUUGUUGAAGACACGUACUUUUUAUUUUCGAAGUACCUGCGCCAAUUUCAGUGGAAACUCCUGGUCUUCCUUCCUUCUUCUCUCCUCCCUUUCUUCUUCUUUGUCUUUCGCGAGCCUCCUCUGCGUCAAGAAAACUCCUAUCAGCAGCUUGUUGAUAGGAAACAAAUGCCUCCAACGCCUUGUCAAUUUGUGUUGAGGCAUUCGUCGUUGACACCUUCCGCUUCUUCGUAGCGGGUUUGAAAAAUGGCUUGCCAACAUCUGUUGUUCUUUCUGUGAAGGAAUACAAGAAAUCUUUAAAGGCAGAAGUUAAAGUCGAGAAUAAAUCAUGAAUGAAUCAUGUGGAAGGCUGUUUGAGCCAAUACUUAUCUCAAUAUUUUUGUUCAACUCUACUCAUCUUGGAAGUAAAAUUAUCAAGAAAUUUUGUUAGAGAUUACAGACAACGUAGGCGUCGAUAUUGAAACAUUUUCUUGGCAUAUUGUCUGACCCCCCAAUCAGCGAAAGUUUUUAAAGCUCACCUGUCAAACAUUCACCCUUGUUUGGUUGAGGAAAUUUGCCGGCUGUUUUGUUGUUGCUGCCGACGCUGGUGCAGCCGUUGAAGGAAGGCAACUCUUCGUUUGGUUCAUCGUUCUCAAUUUUUUCAUUGUCUUCUUCUUCGUUGUCCGCCUCAAUGAUAAUUUUUGAAGAAUUUACCACAACCUUCGGUUUGGUACAUGGUUUUUUUAAGAGAAAUUCAUUGACUUCGUCGAAAAACGCCGGCUUCCUCUUUGGAGUCCCGUUUCCGGUCUUCUCGCAUUCGUCUUUGUAGGAGCGAUACGCACUUACUAAUGUGUGUACUCUUGUUUUGCAGGCAUCUUCAUCACGGUCUUCGUAGCCUGCCGCUCGAAUAAAAUCACUUAUUUCUUGCCAUAUAGGCCUCUUUCUGGUACAAGAUAUUAACUUCAUUUGUAUAUUUUCGUCCCCCCACUUCUGUAGUAACAAUAACGUUUCCUGAUUUUCCCAAAUCCUUCCGCAGGUUUUUUUGGCAACCGCCAUCUUUAAUGUGUUUAGUUAAACACGAAAGUUAAACAACCUCAUUUCGGUAGUUUUAUUAAACACGGUUUUAAACAUGUUUGGCUACACGCGCCCGCGGUAUGAACAGGUAUUUUAAUAAAACCAGUUUAGUAAAACAAGAUUUAAACAUGUUUAAGCUUUGGUGUGAACGGGGUAUUAGACAUGACCGUGACGUAUGCGAUAAGUACAGCAGUUUCGUUUUUGUCUUUUUAUUUUUUGUCAUUCUUUUAUGCUGUGUAAUUUAUUCAUUUAAAUGCUUUCUGCAAUAUCCGAUGAAUUUCACUGAGCAACAUUCGGUAAACUUUCCAGAUCCUUUCACUGCUAGAGUUGAUCAACCUGUACUCUCUCUCCUUACAAAUCAACACGUCUUCAAAUGACUAGAUGAUAAAACUUAAGGAAAUAAUGAACUGGAGCUAAGAUUAUUACAUAAGUAGGUAGAAAGCACCCAGUAAAGAGAAUGUUUAUUUGGAUAUUGAACGUGAAAUGAUUUAGACGCCUAGACAACUGCAAAUGCAAAGGCAAUCGAGCGUGAAGGAGAUGCAAAAUAUGCCACUUUGAUUUGUGUAAACUUCCCGUGGGUCUACUUAAGGCACUGUCACGCUAUUUAAACUCAUUUAUUUUUUAAGAGGGCGGAAAAGGAAACAAGAAGAUAUCAAAAUAGAGAGGCUAACCACGACUAUUACGCUAAAACGGCAAAACCUGAACUUCUUGCAAGCUGCUUGCUUUCACUGUUUGUAUAUUUGAGUUAAUUUAUCUAAAUUACAUGUAGACGGACAUUUUUCAUAAUUUUGCUAUUAUUUUGUUAAAGAAAUGAAAAGCACAGUGGGAAAACUUUAAGUUUUUUUUUUACUGCUCUCCUUUGCCGGCAAUUAUUGAACCCACUGCCCGUUCCCUAAAUGUGCGUUUUCAAUUUUUAGGCACGAACGUGAGAUAAAUAUCAAGUGUUUGAUGAUCAAAUCAGCUGUGUUGCACUUUUAAACCUCUGAAUAAUGCCUUGAUUUUAUGGAGAGAGGUUACAUGCUUGUCACUUCUAGGAGUUAAAGGGUUAAAUAACAAAGUGAGUCAUUCAUUUUAAUUCGAAUAUGAAAGAUUUUUACUACACUAUCAUUUAUGGGAGGAAAACAGGGAACUCGUUUAUUAUGAGCUGGCGAGUCUGUGGUCGAGUCACGAGAUUUAAUUUAAUUUUUCGGAUCAAAACUCAAAGACUCCAGAGGCCUCUGUUGUUUCUUUCCCAGCCUUUUGAUUCCUGCUCACCCUGUGAAUUGAAUAAUGAAGUGACAUUUUGAAUCUUUGAUUUCAUACCACCGUAGUCUCCAUCGCUGGCGUUUGUUCACUCAAAAGAACAACAGCUUUGAAAAACAUCACUUUGACCUAAGAGUUUGAUUUGAAUUUCAGAUGAGCCCGAAGUUGCAAUUGAUGGUAACCAAGAGCAGUUUAUAGCUAAAGGCGAGAGCUUCACGUUGAUCUGUCGGUAUAACGCUUCACCGCCUGUGUCUGAGGUGCAGUGGAUAAAAGAUGGAAAUGUGAUUACCAUAAAUGCCACUGUGACUAACAAUGGAUCAAGAGUUACUAACAUCUUUUAUAAUGAAAGUCUAUCACAGCUUUCAAUCACCUCAGCUUCCUCACAGGAUUCUGGAAAUUACAUCUGCAAUGUUACAAAUAAUGUAAAUGGUACAACAGAUUCGACUUUGAUUGUUAUUCAAGGUAUGUAUACGAUGUCCAUUACUUUCUGUACAACAUAUCUGCGGCAUUAUUUCUCUCAAUGUUCCUGGUUAAAUUUUUUUGUUAGUUUAAAAUCUUAUCCUGUGGAAGAAAAAGCCAACCCAGCAGUUCUAUGUAAACACAAUUACACGAAUUUAUUUUUGCCACAAAAAAAUUCUCUCGUCAAAAUGAGCAUCAAAUCUUUAUGGUCACGGAGCCUUUUAGUCGUGUAAAAUCAUAUUCUUUUGUAACCCCUCUACUUCAAUUUGACUCAGAAAAUAGCAUAUAUCGAGUCUUUGUGGCAAACACUUUGUAAAAUGUCGCACUGAUGUUAAAAUAGUGGCAUCUUUAUUAUUGGUUUAUUCUCCUGCGAAAAGAUAUAGUGUUUUACAUUCCUAUAUUUCAGACCCCAACUAGUUCUUAGUUAUGUGCUUAGGAACCAGCUCAAGAACACCUAUUUAAACUGUUUGGAUACGGAAAAAAACGAAUGAUAGACAAACUUCAUAAGUUUAAAAUACUUUCUUGCAUUUCUACAGUGACACCUGCUAUCGAGACGCACCCACAAGCUGAUCCGGUCAAAGAAGGAGAGAACUUGACUUUCUUUUGCAACGCUACUGGAAGCUCUUUGACAAUAUCAUGGACGAAAAAUGUAUCUUCUAUAAAUCCAAAUGAAGAUGUACGGAUCCGUUUGUCAACAGACAAAGAGCAUUUGACAAUAAGGAAUGUGAGCAGGAAAGACAACGGAGCAUACCGAUGUGUGGCGAGCAACAAGGUUGGAAAUGCUACCUCCAAUGCUGCCAUAGUGACUGUCCGAUGUGAGUUCAACUAUGGUUUACGACACGACUAAAAAAUAUGGAUCGAUCAAAAUAUAAAUAGUUGUAUACUUAAAAUUCAUUGUUGGUAAAGAAUGUUUAGGAAAGUCGGUUUCAUUUUCUUUCUUAUGUGAUACAGCGCUCUAACCACCAUGUCGCACUACAUUUAGUAAAUUAUGUCUGAUUUUGUAGGAAACAUAAUUUAUUUUUCAUUAUUUAUAUUGAUAGUUGCCCCUGAAAUCUCCCAAUCUCCAAGGGAUACCACGGAAGUGGAAGGACAAACUGCCGAGUUCAAUUGCGUAGUAGCAGGGUACCCUAAACCCGAUGUUGCUUGGGAAAAAAAUGGAGUGGAAUUGAAUGUGGCUAAACAUGCGCGACUUAGAGUCUCUUCCAAUGAUGGAAACCACCGAUUGAUCAUAUCAAAUGUUCAACAAUCGGAUGCAGGACAAUACAAAUGUGUUGCUAAUAACAGUUUGGAUACUGUGAAUUCAUCUUCAGCAACCCUAACAGUACAUUGUAAGUCUAACAGUAGUUUUUCUGUGAAACGUGCGAGUGUGGAAUAUUCUUUUAUUUGGUUUGUUGGUUGGUUUUUUUUUUUCUAAGUGUUGUCCAUAAGUAAUUCAGGUUAUUAUUUUUACAAACCCUACAAAUCUUUGUGGUUUGCGAAUUUGCUCUGGAUUUGUCUUUAACUACUCAGUUAGUUAAUUUAAAAAGUUAUUUUGUACUUCGAUGGAUGAAUGUAGAUGUUGGCCACUGGCGCCAAUACACCAAUAUUAUCCACUGAAAUUUUACUCUGUAAUUGACAUAUUUUCUCUCUUUGCUGCUCCAUUUCUUGUUCUUGUUCCUUCAUAAACCUUUCAGUCCACAUGUAUAUUAUUUUCACAAAUUCGGCAUUAUCCAGAAAACCUCUUAUUAGAAUUUGCAGACUCAUAACUUCUAGUGUAUGAUUUUCAUAUGAUACCAAUUAUGCUCGGAAAGUUAUAUCAUCUAUACACAUAAGAUAAAAAAUAAAUAAAUAAAAGCCCAUGAUGAUGAUACAAUCACAAUCAUUAAAUUACAUUUUAGUUGAUCCAGAAGUUACAAUUGAUGGUGAUAAAGAGAAGAUUGUGGCUAAGGGCGACGAUAUCAAGGUAACAUGUCGGCACAAGGCCCUACCGCCUGUGACUGAGGUGCAAUGGAUAAAAGAUGGAGAGGUGAUUUCAACAAACUCCACGAAAGUGAUCAACAACUCCCGAUUGAGUAUUCUGCACUUCAAUGAGAGCCUCAUGCAGUUGUCGAUCAGCACAGCUAUUGUGGCUGAUAGUGGGAAUUACACUUGCAAUGUUACAAAUAUGGUUAACAGUUCAUCAGACUCGACAUCUAUCAUUGUCGAAGGUGUGUAAGAGCUGUUGACAAAUUCUCAUUAACCCGUGUUUUAGGGUAGGACAGCCAUAAGCUGGGAUUUCUCCACACAGACGUCGAAGAAAUGAACACAGUUUUUAAGGUCUAAUUAAAAGAAAUGUGAGAUCACCGGAUACCGAGAGCAAGAUUUCGCUCGAGGCUCUAGGGCUGUCUAUAAAGUGCAUAUUAAAGAGAUAGGCAGCUGUGUACGCAGGUGUGCGCAGGAAUUCCGAGUUACUUUAUUGGUAACGGGGACUUCUUGAUGUGUGCUGGGACAUCCCAAUUUUUAAUGAGAUAGAUGAUAAGCUACUCUCAGAGACGGUUACAACCUACUGGAAUUACCAAUAAUCAUUGCCUGUAACCGUUUCCGUUGCCCAUAAACUUUUAAACAUUUUUAAGAUGAAGGAUGUUUUUUUUCUUCUAUUCUGUGUGACAAAUUGUAAUUUAUCCCAGCACCGGGCCAUGGGUGAAUAUACAUAAUGUACACCUUAGAAAAGUAAAAUAAUUUCCUUUAGGUUUGAUCAGAGCAGAAAUGUUACUAUUUAUUUUUAUUUUUUCAGGGUUGCAUAAUCUUAAAGCACCUCGUGACUUCCUAUGAAGUCUAUGAGAAAUUUCGUCAACGAUUAAUUUAGCGGAAAUGUAGACUGUUUACAACAUUGAAAACAUAGUGGAGUGCUUCAGACUUAGUUUCUUUUCUGUUUUCCCUAAUACAGUAAAGCCUUCCAUCAUUACUCAGCCAAAAAGUGCUGCCCCUGAAGAAGGAGACACCGUCAAGUUGUAUUGCAACGCUACAGGAAGCCCUAUACUGCACAUAUCCUGGACGUUUGAUGGAUCUGUUAUAGCAGCAAAUGAGAACUCCAGGAUCAGUUUGUCCAACGACUCUCAAGAAUUGACAAUAACAAGUGUGAAAAGAGGAGACAGAGGAGAUUACCGAUGUUUAGUGAAAAACAGGGUCGGAAAUGACACUUCUGACCCCUCUGUGAUAAACGUGCUUUGUAAGUACGGAAUAAGUUUGCUUUUCUAAGUCAUGAAAUCGCACUAUAGUCGAGCUAUACCCAAUCUCAAAGACCUAACUUUUUUUAGCGUUAUCGAUAAGGUAUAGACCAACUUCGGGUCAAGAGAAAUGUAGUUGAACGAAAAAAAUUAAAUAAAUAAACAGAAUUGGGUGUAAUAGAAAUUUCCGGGUUGUGUUACAACAUUCUAAAAUAGGGGUCCAAACAGUCCCUCGUAAUCCUAGAGAUGGAAAGACAAUUACCUGCAUUACCUAUUACAAAUCAGAUACGUUGCCUUUAGAAGCCAGAUAGGGCCUGAUUCUGUUUGAGUGAACGACAAGCUGUUCCUAGUUUACCCAUUAAAUAAGAUAGAUCUCUUAAAUAAGAUAUAUUUCUCUCAGGAAUGUAUGAACGAACUGGCAGAAGAAGAGAGUGGGCUUUUCUAGAAAUUCUUUGGAAUUCUCUUGCUUAAAGGAACGUUUAGCGAUUUAUUUGUCACAAAAAAAAAAGGAAUGAAAAAAUUAUUUGAUCGAUUGUAGAACUGCUUAAGGUUAUGCUUCUGGUUUAUUUAUCUAUUCAUUUUAGUGAUAAUUUUUUUUUUAUAGAUCGGCCUGAAAUUAUUACGCAUCCUAAGAACUUUACAAUAGAAGAAGGACUCCCCAUGACCUUAUUUUGUAACGCGACCGGAAAUCCAACACCAACACUAUCAUGGACCAAAGAUGGAUCUCCUUUAAAUGACGCCCAAGGGAUAACUUUUUCAGGAGACAACAAGACACUGUUUAUAGCGAGUAUUAACAGAUCGGAAAGCGGAAAUUACAGAUGUGUUGCCAAGAACGGCCUUGGAAAUGAUCUCUCAAAUCCUGCAAAAGUCGACGUACAGUGUAAGUGCUCCAGUAAUUCUUUUCUGUUUUACCUAAUUUGGAAGGAGAAAUUCUGUACAGUUAAUAGGAUUUAAAAGGUAUUUGGCACAAAUGAAUGUGAAGGGGGAAGCAGCGAUGGGUUCCGCGGAGUUGAAAGCAACAACCCUAGGAAUCACCAUUCAAAUCUUAAACUGAGUUAAUGUCAAGUAUAAAUCAGACAUUUUUUUAUACCACAAACGUUUACUCAUGAGAACUGAACACUAAGAAAAUUUAUGAUGCCAUUGGUGUCGCAACUUAUGCAAAAAAACAAAAUGUUUAUCUUUGUGUUUCGAAUUUUUCACAAAAAUUUUGCAAACUUUGAAAAUGGAAAUUAGUUGUCCAGGACCGAAAGUUGAAUGUACGCGCCCAGUAUUCGUAAACACAUAUCUGGCUUGUUAUUUCAAUUCCCUGUUGCGUAAUUUUUUUUCUCGUUUGGUCCCGUAUUUGGGUAAUUUCCGGCAAUUUUCUUAGUCGGUUGUAGUGCCAUCAAUCUUGUCAGCUUCAUCUGAAUGUCGACAAGGACGGCAUAGAUGUUAAAACUUUUCGUUAAACAUCGCCCAUUAUCACUAAUGACAAAGCAUUCCUAGGUCCUAGCAGAAAUAACAAAUCACGUUUUCUCAUUUAUCGUUAGUUAGAUGAUGAAAUAUACACAGGAUAAGUAUGAAAAAAAGAGUACUAAGAAUUGAAAUAACCCUAUAGUCUUUCACUGGUAAAAAGUCAUGUUUUGAAAAAACUAAAAAAAUGGAAAAAAUGACGAGGACUUUGAGAUAUGCAAAGGAAUAAGCCGGUAGCUUGUGAUAUUCACUGAUUUGAGUUAACAGAGCGUAACACUUAUGUUUUUAAAUUCCAAGUUGCACCUGAAAUCGUGGAAAAUCCGAAGGAUGUCACCAUAGUUGAGGGAGAAGAUGUUGUGUUUAGUUGCACGGUAGAUGGAAAUCCUUCACCAAGAGUCACUUGGACGAAGAACGAGGAAAAACUGAACACAACAACAAAUCUACAACUAACAGCGUCGUCACUGAACAACAAUAACAGUUUGACAAUCAGAGAUGUUCAUCGAUCGGAUUCGGGACAAUACAGAUGUGUGAUUAUUAAUAGUGUUGGCAACAUAACAUCAUCUCCAGGAGAUCUAAAUGUACAAUGUAAGUAACUUACAAAAUCCCUUUAUCGUUAAAAAUAACUACAGUUGGUUUGGAUCAGUUGUUUUUAAAACGUAAUUGUUUUGGUAUUUCAACCUCUUCACAUUAGUGAAAACACAAAGGAGUUGCUAUUUUUUACGUCACGCACGUUCUCGAAUUUUCUUUGUGAUGAUAUUGCUUUUGUAACCUUAGAAAUGAUUAACAGAGCUUAGCCAUUUUUUGGCUGAUUCUUUCUUCUUCCUCCUUUAAUAAGAAAAAAAAUCCCCGACUAUUGCGACUUACGGAAGUCGAAAGCGGUCUUUUUUAAAAGAGGAAAGACAAUUUUUGACUUGUAUGGUAAUAUAGAGCAGACAAGUUUAUUAUUAGUUAUUUCAAGGUCGUGACCUAAUCAACCGCAGCAAAAUUCUCAGUGGAUCUUCUUAGGGGGGUAGGGUACGAUCAAAUAUUCUAAACAGCGGCUUCGAUCGUACUGUGCUUCCUAACUAUGGACGAAUUUCAAGCCGGAACUUUUACGUUCAGAGAACGUCUCUAUCAUUGGUUCUUCGUCAUUCUGCUGUUAGUGUCUUAUUCAUCAGGCCAAGGAGGUAAAAGUGAUUUUUCUUCUUUUGAAGACAGAAGUGUUUGUAAGAUUUGGAAGCGGAAAUCAUUUACGUUGACUUAACCUAUUCUGUGUACGAGGUGUUUGCUCCGGCCGCGCAUUGAAUUUUCGCGUUAAAUACUAACGUAAUGAUGGGAAUUAGUUCUCUUAUGUGUGAGAGAAGAAGCUUUUUAAGUUAAAUUUAUUGAAAUGCAAAGUUUUGGUCGAUUUUCUUCGGCAUAAUAUUUCGAUAUUGCAAUUUAAUUCGAAUGUUUCGUUUUUCUUGUGUAAUUAUGGCUUCGACAUAAAUCCGCUUCAACAAAGUUUAAUCGAAUUCGUUGCUUUACUCACCAAACGUAAACUUCGUUUGCAUAACGGAGAUACCAAAAAAUUUCGCAAACUUUAGUACAUACAAGCUUAUUUUACACACAGGUGCCAGUUAAACACCAAUUAUGACUCGAAAGUAUUUCGAAUAUUUUUAAACUAUUUGCACUUCCUCUUGAUUUGGGUUACGCAUAUGUUACGUGGAUAAUUUUCCUCGAUGGGACGUGACUGGUGACUUUAUUUUGAAAAUAUAAGUUGCCAUCGAGCGUUGGUGUUCUGAAACAACUAUAUUUAGCGGCUGGUUUGUUUAUAAACGACCUUGGAACACGCAACGCAAAUUGGAACUGUUUCUCGUUCAUAGUUCCACUGUCAAGUUGAGGAAGUUAUUAUCUGUAGUUGUUCUGUCUUUCCUCUCAAAGCGCUAGAUUUAAUAGCAGCACUGUAUACCCUUUAACUGAUAGACUGGGGAACGAUCACCCAGUUGUCUGACAGCCUGAGUGUCUGUCACCGUCAUUUACUUGGCAAUAUUCAUCAUCAUGCAGUUGGUCGGUAAUGGCUUUCAAAAGAUGGCCAGAAGUCGGUAAAAAUCAGAAAUUGUUAGUUUUUUCACCUCUCCACAACAAUUCUUUAGCCUCUUGAUGCCAAAAUGGUAGUUUAGUUCGAACAGUACAAGCUCAAUUCUCUUUGGAAUGGAUCACUUUUAAAGAUUGUAAACUUGGCAACUGUUCAUACACUGAGUUAGUGAGUUAAUUAUCAAUCCUCAAUGUCUGUGAUGUUGUGAGAAAUCACUUUGUAAUAAGUUCAAAAAAGAUCAGCACCAAGUUUUUAUUUUUGUAUUCUAAAAUUGUCUUUUCAAUGUAGUAGUGCUUGUUGAGAGAAAAUUAAGUACAUGAUUUUCAUAACUCUCUUUUGCUAAUUAAUUUGUUAUUAACAUUUAUGUGCCUGUGCCUGUGCUCAUAUCAGCUAUACACUGGUAGGUGAGGAUAUUUUCAUUGAGAUCAAAAAUGGUGGUCCUUGUGCAAGCUUUUUGAUUCUUAAUCACAACAGCUAAUCAACAGUCCAACAGAGUUGUGAAAACUUGUCUUGAUCUGAAAUAGAUUUUAACUUUUAACAGUUUGAGAUUUUUCUGUCUCGAUACAAUAACAAUCUCUGGAGAACACUGUAAAAGGCUUUGUUAACCCUUUAACCCCUAAGAUUGACCAGCAUCUAAUUUCUCCUUACAAUAUUACCCUUGAAUCAAACAUUAAGGUCAUGAGAAUAAAGAGGAAAUGAUCAACAACAGAAGCAGCUCUUGAUUAUCAAACAAAUUCUCUUUGUCAGCACCUUGGGAAACGUACAGUGAAUAGCGUGGAGAAUAUGUAUACUGAUGUUAGGGGGUAAAGGGUUAAAGCCUAAUACUAUGAGGGGAACAAAUGGAGGUACAGGAGGGGAGGGGGGGAGAAAGGGGAGGGCCUGGAUCCUGUUGCAUGUACAAAUUUUAGAAUUUUUCAAGUGUUAUCUAUACUUUAAACAGUGUUUAGUGCAAUACAUCACUUCAAAUCAAAUUGCUUUGGAAUUCAUGCAAUAGGUAUUAAUUUUGGGUAUGCUAACAUGUCAGAUAUAAACCCUUUACCACCCUCUACUCUCUUGCCACUAGUGAUGAAACACAAUUUAAUGCACUUGUAACUUAGGAUCAUUACACUUGUACAAAUAAGACUGGUCAGUCUAUAAAAACAAGGUGUUUAUUGGUUGUCGUCCAACCUAUCAUGAAUUAUAUAACUGCAAGGUCACUUUAUUCCUUCAAAGAAAGAGCUGAAGGCCAUAUAUCGCAAAAAAAUUAGGAGAGGUUAUUAAAAUAAGUGAAGACUGGAAAGAAAAGUUUCCAUGGAGGUAGGCUCAAACCACAAAGGCUGACCUUUACAAGAGAUCACCAUAUGAAGGAAUCCUAGAUGAAACUAAGCCAUUUCUCUGGAUGAAGCUGAAAUAAAUUUAAAUCAGUAUUUAGUUAUAAGUAUUUUCAUGGCCUUAUUGAAUGCUACACUUACUAUAUAUAUCAAAAUUUCCUUAUUAUACUCAGACAUCUUCUCUUUUAUCCAGUUCCUCCUGAAUUUAUCAGCAGCCCACAGAAUGUGACAGUAAUAGAAGAGCAAAAUGCUAACUUAACUCUGAACUGCACAGUUUAUGGAAAUCCUACGCCAGAUGUGAAAUGGACUAAAGAUGGAAUUGAUAUAUCAGAAAAUCAAAGGAUUAUUGUUUCUGACUUUAAGGGAAACACUUCAAGUUUGACAAUUACCAAUAUUGUGCGAGGAGAUGAAGGCCAAUAUAGAUGUGUGGCAAAUAACAGUGUAAAUACCACUAUUUCAGCUCCAGGAAAACUGACAGUCAACUGUGAGUAUUAUUUUUCAGACUGAAUUGCAAAUAUAUGAGAUCUUUAUGUCAAAGCAUGCUUACUAGUAUUGGUUAGGUGAAAUCUUUGGUAAGUCAGCACAUCAGGUACCUGAGACCCUUAUACAUAUAAGUGUCUGCUCAGAAGACACCCAAAGGAACUUGUAGUAUCUGCUUGAUAUUGUUCACAGUGUCUGCUAAGUGAUUAACAUGUAACUUCUCCCUUCAGUAUGAAUAUGUUAUUCAACAAAUAAGUUUAUAAGAGAAAACUAAUACUUAUUGGCAGAAGUUUUUAUCUUGAUCUAAAACCAAAUUCUUGCAACCACAUGUAAUUUACAAAGAACUGUGUUGCAGCCAGAAGGGAGAAUUAAGAAACAGAUGUUGGGAGUUAAAGAGUUAUUGCAGGUUUUAAGUGCACAUGUACUCAACAGAGGUUGUAUUGCCAUUCUGUCACCUUAACCACAUAACCUUUUGUUUUGGGCAUGUCAUGUGUUAACACAAGGAUUUGAGAACAAGGACCUAAACUAAAAUUUCACUUUGAAAUGUUUUGAAAUUUUGUGUGACAAAUUGAUGUCUCAUGAGCCAAUCUGAUGCAAGCAUUGUGCAAGACUGGUAACAAACCACUUCUCAAUUUGCUUUGCUUUUGUUGCAUUAUAUGACAUGCAUUUUAGAUAAAACAUUUGGAUGAUAUAGGUAGAUAACCUAAAGCGUGGUUUGAUUUGGUGUUUUUCCUUGUGGGCUCAUCAAUAUACAUUUACAAACAAUAAUUAGAAAUACAUAAGGAUACUACACACCAAAUUGUUCAAUAAUAAUUAUAUGACAUAAUUCAAAGAAAUAUUUCAAAUAGUGUUCACAUUUUGUGGUGACUAACUUGAACAAUCCUUAUGAUUACAGUUAGAGCAGAUGUCAAAAUCAGUGGCAGUGAAGAAAAGUAUGUUGAAAUAAACAAACAGAUCUACCUGAUGUGCCAGUAUAAUGCUUCGCCACCAGUGACAGAGGUACAAUGGGUUAAAGAUGGAAGUGUGAUAGCUAGGAAUGAUAGUGGAAUUGGUAAUGGAUUGGUGAAUAUUACAGAAUUCACUGAAAGUCAAUCACACCUUUUAAUAUCAUCAAGUACAAGGAAUGACGAGGGAAAUUACACCUGCUUUGUCACAAAUGCUGUCGGCAAUUCCUCAGAUAUAACUUCAGUUCUUAUACAAGGUAUGUCUUUCUCAAUGAUGUAUAUUAUAAAUUAUGAUAUUUUGUACUAUUAUUUGAUCUCAUCACUGUGUACAGUAUUUUAUGCAGAUUCUCCUCUCUUUAGGAUGGUUGUUUAGAGUCCAGUUAACUCCCAUGAUCUGAUUGUUAAUUCUUCCCUCUAGCUGCUACACAUUUCCUUGUAAAGUAACUGGGAGAAUUUGGUGUUAGAUCAAGAUAACAACUUUUCCCCAAUAAGUUUGAGUAUUCUCAUUACCUGCUUGCUGGAUUACAUAUGGUUAUUAUAGGGAGAAGUAACAUGUUAAUCACAUCUGGGAGUUAAACGGUGAAUGGCUUCUUUUUUUUUUAUUAACUUUGUUGACUUAUUUUGAAACUGGUUUCAUUUGCAUUUUUUUUUAUUUUUAAAACUUCUCAAGGUGGAAAUUCAGCUCCAAGCUCAAAUGUCUUUAACCCUUCACACCUUAACAUCAGUAUGCACAUUCUCCAUACUGUUCUCUAUACAUUUCCUAUUGGCACUGACAAGGAGAAUUUCCCUAAUGAAUGAAAGCUUCUUCUUUCCCUUGUUCUUGUUACCUUAUUGUGUGAUUAAGGGAUAAUAAAAUUAUAUGGAGGAAUUAGAUUACAAUCACUCUUACUGGUUAGAGGGAUAAAGGACAGCCUAAACUUCUGAAAGGGUUCUUUUCCCCUUCUUCUCCCCCCUUAAGAAAAAAAAGAAGGUAAAUUCUGCCAGUAAACAGAGAAAAACCAAAAAAACGUGGACAAGCAACAGCACAUCUCACACACAGUGUCACAUCAGUAACUAUAAUGUGAUCUAUGAUCUAAUUUUUUAAAAGGUAAAUUAACCUGACUUGGAAAAAAACAAAAAAAUAUUAAUAACUGCAGCUAUACAUGAACUAUGUCUGUAUAUGAGUCUCUUUUAUAUCUUUUAACCAUAGUUACACCAAGUAAUGUACACAUUAUGGCAUUCUUUGUGUUGGCACAACUCAGGUUCUCAACUAAGCCACAUUUGUUUUUUAUCCAAAUAAUUAAGGGAGAUGAGUUCACUGUUCAUGUAUCAUUAACGUAGAACUUGUUCAUUGUAGAACAUUUCUAAAACUCUUCAUCUAUUUGAGUGGUAAAAUGAAUACUAAAGUGUUGUUUAAUUCCACAGUGGUACCAUACCCACCACAUACAUUGACGGUCGAUUUUAUGGGCUCUCGGGUGGUGAAUAUCUCUUGGACAGCUGGUUUUGAUGGAAAUAGUGCGAUUCAGAACUACACAGUGGAGAUCGGUGAAGAUAAUCAGAUCUUUCAGGGUGUUGUUUGUCAGGGAUCACUCUCAAGUGGUGCCUGUGUGGUGUCCUCCACAAAAGCCUCUCUAACCGGUCUUCUUCCUUGGACAACAUAUAACAUUAGAGUGUUUGCGACAAACGCAAUUGGCAAAAGUAACAGCAGCCAAAUUCUGACUGUUAUCACAGAUGAAGAAGGUACAUGUGUGCUACUUACCCUCUGCAUUUCUUCGCCUAGUAUAGAAAGAACCACAUAGAUAUUACAGUCACCUGAGUAUUAUGGCAGGAGAUAAAUUUGUACAACAAACUUGAACGAGAAUCUUAUUGUGUAUUAACUGUGAAAGUUUUGCAAGCAGUAGCGAGCAAGCACUAGUUUAGAUACUUUUGCGAGGAAAUCAAGCACAAACAAGUCUGCUUCAACUUUUAUUUGUUAUAUAAUGACAUACUAAAAGAGAUGUAUUUUUUAAUUCACUUUUACAGUGCCAAGUGAAGCUCCGACUUUUGAUGUGAUUGUUGUCAAUUCAACUGCAGUGAAUGUUUCUUGGCAGGUAAUUACCAGACGUUACAUUUAUCUCCAAAUGAUUCUUUUCUUUUAGUAUUACAGUGCACAUUUUACAUCAAGAAGGGAAGAGUUUCAAACCUGAUUACUGGUUUACAUAACUGUUUUUUUUUAGGACAGCGUUAAAAGAUAAUUACAUGUAUGCUGAAUUAUGCGAAAGUGCGUAUGAUAUAUAUGACGACACUUUGAAUCUUGAAUACAUCGUUAGUUUUCGAAUAACCAUACGCGUGUUUGGCUCUCUGCGUGGACUUAAACUAAAAGUCUUUGUAUACAGUUUGUAAGACUCUUAGUUAACUUGGGACAGUAGCUUACUUGUACACGUACGUGAUGUCAUCAACGACAUUAUUCUCAGUUUCUGUUAAAUUCCGUGUUGUUGUGUACCAUUUUACGUAUACAGAUCACUGAUGAUACGAUGUAGCUAGCAAGUACAUCGUUGAUACCUUCACCUGUGGUUCGUGUGUCGCGUGUUUAGAUUACAGCUCUAAUUAAAUUUUGAUGUCCUCUGAGAUCCACUUCAGACUACGGAAACACGGACUGUGUUUGUUAAAAUAAAUUUUUAUUAGAAAAAAAAAAUCAAUAAGUACAUGAACUGUUUAUGAUAGUACAGUACAACAUCUGGACGCCCUGAAAUAUGUGUACGCGUUGCAUGUAAGAAGCAUUUUCUUUAUCAAAAUUACGUUUUGUUAACUUUACUACCCAGAUACUUAGUAAGGAAAAAGCUAGAGGUGCCAUCUUGGGCUAUUACGUUUUUUACCGAAUUAAAAACACUGCACCUUGGACAAAUAAAACUGUUGAUAGAGCCGGAGCGACAUCGCUGUUGGUGGGAUCACUAAAUGAACACACUCCAUACGAGUUUGCCAUGCAGGCGUUUAACGGUAAAGGUGUCAGUAAUUUAAGUGCUUUGGUGGAACAGACUACCGACCAGCAUAGUGAGUGUUACUUUAUUUUAUUUAUUCAGUUAAUUUUUUUCAUAUAUUGCCAAUAAUUGUUUUUUUGUUUGUUUGUUUUUUUUUUGCUAUGAUUAUAAUGAUUUGUAUAAUCUCAGAUAAUCUUUAUGUGCCAUAUGACCUACAGUGUAGUGUGAGUUGUUGUUAAUGGAUUGUCCGCAGCCUCCUGUUUCUUUGGUGAGAUUUUUCUUUCAUUACUGAAGAUAUAACGAAUUGUAGGAGAGAUUGGUAACAAUGGCAAUUGCAUGCAUUUGUUGUACACCUAUUCUAAUGACCCUUUUGAUAAAGGUGUACCAUGCAAUUUGAAAAGAUUACCAACCGUUCGUUCCUCAGGGUAAUUAGAUAUUAUCAACUAAUUUAAUGACAUAAAUUGACCUCAGUAAAGAGUUUCAAAGCUAACGUUUCGAGCGUUAUCCCUUAGGGUUAAGUGCCUUGACGAAAGGAUAACGUUCGAAACGUCUAAAACGUCAAAACGUCAGCUUUGAAACCUUUUACGGUGGCCAAUUUACGUUAUCAACUCAGUUGAUAAUACCCAAUUACCCUGAGCAAAGGAUGAAAACAAAAUAAGCUGGGACAGCAUUUUGCUAGAACUGAAGAUAUUAUUAUUAUUAUUAUUAUUAUUAUUAUUAUAAAAUAAUAUUUAUUAUAUAUUUUAUAUAAAAAAAUUUUUAAAUAUAUUUUUAUUUAUAAUAAAAGUUAUAAUUUUAUUAUUAUAUUAUUAUAAUACCAAAUUACCCACAGUUUCUUUUGAAACCUACUCCCUUUAUUCGUUUUAUAAUCAGUUCGCUGCCUGUGAAAAAUUGCAUCUACAAGACCUUAUGAUAAAUGUUCUUUGCUUUCAGAGCCUAGUGGACCACCACAACGAGUCCAAUUUAGCGAUGUAACAUCUAAACGUGUCACAGUAACCUGGGGUCCUGUCCCUGAUGGUGAUCGAAAUGGAAUCAUCCUAGGAUAUAAAGUGAAUUAUCGAGCCUUACCAAGUGGUGGCAACGUUACCGAACCCGUCAGUAUCAAAAGUAAUGAACAGGGUGAAGGAGGAACAAAGACUUUAGAGUCUCUGAAUGAAUUUACAAACUACAGUAUUAGUGUGUUAGCGUUCACCAAAGUGGGAAAUGGACCACCGAGCGUUGCCAAGUUUGUGAAAACACUGGAGGACAGUAAGUUAAACUAAUAUUUUCUCUAUUGUGUUACUUUAGGUAGAAUGUAAUACAAAGUGAUUAAGAAUAAGUCUCUGUAAGAAUCAAGCAUCUUGGGAAAUGAAAAUUUUCAACCCCCUCUUCAAAUUUUGCAUGCAGUUAGGCACUCAGAGGGGAUGCACAAAAAUGCCCUUUUUAAAGGUCGCAGCACUCUUGUUGCCAUGGUAACAACGUCUGCUUGUUCGAACCCUGGGGCCUCAUUUUCGUAAAAAAAACGUCGCAAAAAAGAGUGAAAUGUUUCUAUCUCAAGCUAAAUACAUCAUUGCAAAUUGGCACUUCUACCAUACAUAGUUAAAUCAUUUGUCUUCACUUUGAUACAUUCAAUUUUUCCCUGGGAGUGAAUGUGAACACACUAAUAGAUUAUUUAUCUCGAUACAGUUUCGGUCAUUUUUGUUGUCGGGUAAAACAGGGAAAACUUUUAUCUGAAUUUCUCCAAAAGUACACCGAUUCUGGAACUGAAACUACCCACCUAGCUAGUUAUAAUAUAAUAUUCUAGUUUUUAAACAUGUAAAAAUCUCUGCGGGCCUGCCUCUACUUUCCAUAGGGGCAAUUCGCGAACAAAGCUCAAAAAUCAGAUAUUGCAUAAUUUGGCGAUGUUUACACCUAAUGUUCUCAACAACAAAUGUUUCAGAAAAAUGAAACAUGCAAGGCUUUGAAGAAUGCUAUCUUAUGACCAAUAUCCCGAACAGAAAUCUCGCCUCUAGUUGUCAUCUUUUAAAAAAAAAUUGAUCAACCUUCAUGGAGGACUACUCGACGUAACUUCAAACAUAUACCUCAAAUCGUGAGCAUAUCAUCCAGAUUCCGAGUGCUACACCUUCUUUCAUGGGAAUUUGAGCGAUCCGAAGUCCUCUGAAGAGACACUGUUAUACUUGUAUGUCAUUUAAAACAUGUUGAAGUCGGCUGAUCUACACGAAACUAUCCUCACACCGGUCAUUUGUCAUAAACAUGUACGUUGUUAAUAUAGCGUGACGCUGUAUUUCUCCAUGAAGUUUCCAUCGGUCGCCCCAAAGAAGACGAGAAAUGGACAUUUUUCGAUAUAUCAGCAGAUUUCAAGUGUCAAAGUGACUGCCCAACUCAUUUUAGACAUUUUAGUACAAACGUCAUCCUUAAAAUCGAUGGAUUUGAAUAAAAACAGCAAAAAAAAAGUUUAAGAGAGAUAUGAGAGAAACGACGUUGGAAUCGGCGUGCAUUCUCCUUUGAUCCUGCUUCGUAGAUAAUCAGCUCUGAAGGUGAAGCUUAUCGCUUCCAAACGCCAUUUCGAUUAUAUUUGUACUGAACAUCCAGGAGCUCUUUCGCAAUUAAAUGUUCAGACGCGUGUUAAUAGUAUUUUUGCGCGACUUUUUGUACAUUACGUGUCCUGUAGCGUCUGCUAAAAUCGAGGAACCAUGCCUCAUGGAUUACUCGAGAUUUGAUGUAGUCAUGUAAGAAAAAGAAGAAGCUCUACAGGAAAGCAAAAAUUUCAGACCGACAAAGGCCUGGGCACGGACCGCACGAUAAACAACUUGUCACAAUGCUGGAAACUCCUUCCGGAGAAAACACAUCAAUAAGAUCUCUGAAGAUCUAAAGAUCUCUAGAACCCGAAACCGUUUCAGAGCUACAUCUCACCCCCCGGUAAAGGAUCAAACAAGUGAAUGAUGUUACGAUGACAGAGAAUUUAGAUGCUGCCGAAACAUGAGAAAACACAUCAAUAAGAUCUCUGAAGAUCUAAAGAUCUCUAGAACCCGAAACCGUUUCUGAGCUACAUCUCACCCCCCAGUAAAGGAUCAAACAAGUGAAUGAUGUUACGAUGACAGAGAAUUUAGAUGCUGCCGAAACAUGAAUUUUACAUGCGAGGAUUAUGCAAAUUUUCCUAUGUAAAACAAUGUCUUGGAUCUCAAAGUGUCAACUAUUCUGAGUAAUGUGAACGAAAUUAGCCAACUUCUUACGAAACUAAACUCGCGAAAGUCCUCCGGUCCUGAUCAGCUUUUACUGCGUGUACUGUAGGAAUGCGCAGUCGAGUUAGCGCCUUCUCUUGGUUAAUUAUUAAACAGUUCCCUCCAUACUGGCCAUGUGUCUUUGUCGUGGAAGUUAACCUAUCUUAACUCAUACAUUUCAGAACCUUCUGCUGCUCCUAAGAACGUGAGCGGACAUAACACAAGCUCAACCAGCAUCUUUGUUACAUGGGAUGAUGUUCCAGCUGCUGAUAAAAAUGGUAUCAUUACGAGUUACAACAUCACUUAUCACUCACUGACAGAGAAUCACAGUAACAGCACAACAGUGGAUUUUCCAGCCAAUAAUGUGACUCUGAGGGGUCUGAGAGAGUUUGUGAACUACAGCAUCACAGUGUUUGCUUCCACGGUGAAAGGAAAUGGACCUGAAAGCGAUCCUGUUAUUAUCAGUACUGGCGAAGAUAGUGAGUUAUUUCGCUUUUGGAUGGAUUUUCUUUGUUGCGUUUUAAAAACUUAGUUCUCAUCUCCACACACAUUCCAGCCCAAGGCUAGACCUAUUAUAGGCAGUAGCUAUUUUUUUUAUAUGUACAAUAAAAAAAACACUCCUAUCCAAUUUUUUUCCUACAUUUCACUUCAGACCCUUCUGCUCCUCCUGAGAGUGUUAGAGGGCAUAACACCAGCUCAACCAGCAUCUUAGUUACAUGGGGAUAUGUUCCAGCUUUUGAGAAAAAUGGUAUCAUCACGAGUUACAACAUUACGUAUAGCUCACUGACAGAAAAUGACAGUAACAGCACAACAGUGGAUUUUCCAGCCAAUAAUGUGACUCUGAGGGGUCUGAGAGAGUUUGUGAACUACAGCAUCACAGUGUUUGCUUCCACGAAGAUAGGUCCUGGACCGGCCAGUGAACGCAUUAUUGUCAGUACUGGUGAAGAUAGUGAGUAAUUUCGCUUUUGAUUGAUGUUUUUCGUUGUAUUUCAGAAGCUUGGUUCUUAGCUCUUAACACAGUCCAGUCCAGUGCCAGACCUAAUAUGGAGGGUAACUUUUUUUCUUAUGGACAAUAGGUAUCGAUUAUUUUGCUGUUUAGAGCAGUUCUAACCUUAUUUAUUUUAGAACCAUCUGCUGCUCCUUCGGAUGUGAAAGGACGUAACACCAGCUCAACCAGCAUCUUAGUAGAGUGGGAUCAUGUUUCAAAGCCCGAUCGGAAUGGCAUCAUUACGAGUUACAACAUUACCUAUCACUCACUGACAGAGAAUCACAGUAACAGUACAAUAGUGGAUUUUCCAGGUCGUCAAGGGACUCUGAUUGGUUUGAAAGAGUUUGUUAACUACAGCAUCACAGUGUCUGCCUCUACGAAGAUAGGACCUGGACCAGCCAGUAACCCCGUAAUUGUCAGUACUGGCGAGGAUAGUAAGUGAUUUUGCUUUUGGUUAUAUUCGUAUGAGUAUAUUUAGACUCAUUGACAAUCGAACCAGUUUUUGUAAGGCACUUGGUACCAUUCAUUUCUUCUAAUUCUUAGGAUUUAGAUUAUUUGUAAACUUCUACAAUAUUUUUAUACUUAAUAAAUUAAUUUAUUACUUCAAAUGAGUACGAAAUCAACGUUUUCUGUCAAUUCAUUCGGGUUAUCGAUAAGAACAGUUAUGCCAAGGGUUCUUGUGUAAUGCAAAUUUUCUUUGUGCUCUUUCCUUUAAUUGUGCAAUUUCCACUCGAGUUUAAUUGUUCAGGGCGUGAAAUUGCGCCUAAUACAGGCGCCAAUGCGACUAAAUUUUUCACUUUGGCGACCAAAUCCUGAAAGUUAGUCGCCAAAUUGGCGACUAGAACGUUUCAUCAUAACCUUACCAAGGGAUAUAGUGAAUUAAAAAGAUUUGUAAAGAUAAAUCCGCGGCAAACUUCCUCGUUUAGUUUGUUUCCAAAACGUAGCAUAUGCAUGUCGAUCGAUAACUAGACGCCAUCUUGGAUUUAGAUGAGCCUGAACGUUGUAUAUCAUCCAUCCUAGUGUCCACUUUGUAGCACGUUAAAGAUCUUUUCCCUAACUUAAUUUUGGAGGGUCUAUCUAGAACGCUGACAGCGUAAAGAAAGAUUUUGUUUGUCUUUGAAAAUGGCGACCAACUUUUUUUGAAUUGGCUACCACUUUGAAGAAUUUAGGAGCCAAGUCGCUAUCAGAAAAAAAAGUUAAUUUCACGCCCUGUUGUUCCUUGUAUAGAAAGAAAUGUCACGUUAAGAGUCAUGUGCAUAAGCUCUUAGCCUUGAGACUGUUGACUACUCCUUGCGAAAACACUCCUAUCCAAUUUUUUUCCUACAUUUCACUUCAGACCCUUCUGCUCCUCCUGAGAGUGUUAGAGGGCAUAACACCAGCUCAACCAGCAUCUUAGUUACAUGGGGAUAUGUUCCAGCUUUUGAGAAAAAUGGUAUCAUCACGAGUUACAACAUUACGUAUAGCUCACUGACAGAAAAUGACAGUAACAGCACAACAGUGGAUUUUCCAGCCAAUAAUGUGACUCUGAGGGGUCUGAGAGAGUUUGUGAACUACAGCAUCACAGUGUUUGCUUCCACGAAGAUAGGUCCUGGACCGGCCAGUGAACGCAUUAUUGUCAGUACUGGUGAAGAUAGUGAGUAAUUUCGCUUUUGAUUGAUGUUUUUCGUUGCAUUUCAGAAGCUCGGUUCUUAGCUCUUAACACAGUCCAGUUCAGUGCCAGACCUAAUAUGGAGGGUAACGUUUUUCUUAUGGACAAUAGGUAUCGAUUAUUUUGCUGUUUAGAGCAGUUCUAACCUUAUUUAUUUUAGAACCAUCUGCUGCUCCUUCGGAUGUGAAAGGACGUAACACCAGCUCAACCAGCAUCUUAGUAGAGUGGGAUCAUGUUUCAAAGCCCGAUCGGAAUGGCAUCAUUACGAGUUACAACAUUACCUAUCACUCACUGACAGAGAAUCACAGUAACAGUACAAUAGUGGAUUUUCCAGGUCGUCAAGGGACUCUGAUUGGUUUGAAAGAGUUUGUUAACUACAGCAUCACAGUGUCUGCCUCUACGAAGAUAGGACCUGGACCAGCCAGUAACCCUGUAAUUGUCAGUACUGGCGAGGAUAGUAAGUGAUUUUGCUUUUGGUUAUAUUCGUAUGAGUAUAUUUAGACUCAUUGACAAUCGAACCAGUUUUUGUAAGGCACUUGGUACUAUUCAUUUCUUCUAAUUCUUAGGAUUUAGAUUAUUUGUAAACUUCUACAAUAUUUUUAUACUUAAUAAAUUAAUUUAUUACUUCAAAUGAGUACGAAAUCAACGUUUUCUGUCAAUUCAUUCGGGUUAUCGAUAAGAACAGUUAUGCCAAGGGUUCUUGUGUAAUGCAAAUUUUCUUUGUGCUCUUUCCUUUAAUUGUGCAAUUUCCACUCGAGUUUAAUUGUAAUGUUCCUUGUAUAGAAAGAAAUGUCACGUUAAGAGUUAUGUGCAUAAGCUCUUAGCCUUGAGACUGUUGACUACUCCUUGCGAAAACACUCCUAUCCAAUUUUUUUCCUACAUUUCACUUCAGACCCUUCUGCUCCUCCUGAGAGUGUUAGAGGGCAUAACACCAGCUCAACCAGCAUCUUAGUUACAUGGGGAUAUGUUCCAGCUUUUGAGAAAAAUGGUAUCAUCACGAGUUACAACAUUACGUAUAGCUCACUGACAGAAAAUGACAGUAACAGCACAACAGUGGAUUUUCCAGCCAAUAAUGUGACUCUGAGGGGUCUGAGAGAGUUUGUGAACUACAGCAUCACAGUGUUUGCUUCCACGAAGAUAGGUCCUGGACCGGCCAGUGAACGCAUUAUUGUCAGUACUGGUGAAGAUAGUGAGUAAUUUCGCUUUUGAUUGAUGUUUUCGUUGCAUUUCAGAAGCUUGGUUCUUAGCUCUUAACACAGUCCAGUCCAGUGCCAGACCUAAUAUGGAGGGUAACUUUUUCUUAUGGACAAUAGGUAUCGAUUAUUUUGCUGUUUAGAGCAGUUCUAACCUUAUUUAUUUUAGAACCAUCUGCUGCUCCUUCGGAUGUGAAAGGACGUAACACCAGCUCAACCAGCAUCUUAGUAGAGUGGGAUCAUGUUUCAAAGCCCGAUCGGAAUGGCAUCAUUACGAGUUACAACAUUACCUAUCACUCACUGACAGAGAAUCACAGUAACAGUACAAUAGUGGAUUUUCCAGGUCGUCAAGGGACUCUGAUUGGUUUGAAAGAGUUUGUUAACUACAGCAUCACAGUGUCUGCCUCUACGAAGAUAGGACCUGGACCAGCCAGUGAACCAAUUAUUGUCAUAACUGGCGAGGACAGUAAGGGAUUUUGCUCUUUGUUUGAUUUUUUGCACAAUAGUUUAGAUGAUUACCAGAGAAAAUAACGUAAUUGUAUUGUGUCCCUUCCCUUGCAACUUGACAAGCAUCAAAGGACAAAGACACGUGCGUUGAUCAUAUGGUCAAUCUUUGAAAAUUCACGUGAUAGAAUCUAAAAGUGAGAGAACGAGAUGAUAAUGUGUAGUGGUCGUGUCAACGUAUGGUUAUAAGAGAGCGUCAAACGGGCUUGAAUUCUUUUUUUUUUUUUUUCUUGUUGAUAAGAAUUUGUUACUCUCAUCCAACCCAAAACGUCCUCAAGUCACGCAAAAUUAAAGGGAACGAAUUUCCGAGGCGUUGAUGGGAGGAAUUUGGUUGUGUCACGUUGAAAUCUAUCUGAUGCUCUCAACAAGGCUCUGUAAUGUUGUUACGAUCCCCAUCACAUCCUCCCCCCCUCAUCGGCGGCAAGUAAUUGGUAGUCAGUUGGUGGUCUGUUGGCCCUUCGCUACUCAUGAGAAUCAUGCGAUUCUUCAAAAAAUUCUCCCUUCUUCCUAGGCGAUUACUUACGACGGGUUCCUAAAGGAUGUUGCCUUAAAACAGGAUCGUUUGGUUUUUUUAACUUCCGUCUUCCUUUACACCACAAUCAAAAUGAAAAAUAAUUAUUAGGACACAGAUUUCAACGCAAAUUUAAAAAAACCUUUCCAAACAGAACUCUAUGUCUAUGUUGCCGCACAAAAAGGAUGGGGGCUCCAAAGCGAGAAUGCAUCAGCAUUUGAUCGAAAAUUGGCUCGUCGCUUAUAGGUCCCCUGGAGUGUGCAGACCUCUGGCGAGUGGUAUUUGAAGUAACAAAUAUUUCAGACGGUCUCCUCUUUACUUCGAGUGGUUACAAUGACAAUACUAAGACAAUAAUAUAAAAUGUGCCCAGCACGUUGACGCAUGUGCAAUCCUUAAUAUGAAGAGGCUGCCGACGGUGUUUUGCUAAGGUUACUGAUAUACUGUAUAUUUUUCUUGUAAAACUCAAGAAAAGUGCGUGACUUUAUGACAAUAUUCCUUUGUCCGCAGAGCCAAGUGGUCCACCAGAACAAGUCACAUUAGGUGAUGUGACAUCUACAAGUAUUAAAGUAACAUGGACUCCCGUCAAGGUUGGGGAUCGAAAUGGAAUCAUCAAGGGAUACAAAGUAAUUUCUCGAGCAUUACCAAACGGAGAUAACGACACAGAAGUCGUCAAUAUUACCAUUGAGAGUCAGGACACUGGAAUAACACUGCCGUUAGUGAGACUGAAUGAGUUUACAAACUACAGCAUUAGAGUGUUAGCAUUUACUGCAAUCGGAGAUGGUCCGUUAAGUGUUGCCGAGGUUAAGCAAACACUGGAAGACG